This is a messenger RNA of Drosophila willistoni, 960 nucleotides long. RefSeq lists its product as uncharacterized. NCBI's taxonomy places the organism in Eukaryota, Metazoa, Arthropoda, Insecta, Diptera, Drosophilidae. The transcript has 3 exons. The record is from RefSeq and is a predicted model, not a curated record. Bases 16 to 879 code for a protein of 287 amino acids.
UAUCAAAGUCUAACAAUGAGAGCUUUCGCGUAUGUUUUUGUGGCCCUUUUUGCCUGUGUGGCAGCCUACGAUGUUGAAUUCUUGAGCGAGGAGCAAUGGAAUCGCCUGGUGGAAACCAAUCCUGCUCAGCCUGAUACUCAAGGCUUGGUUCUAAAUUCGCAAGCCAAGAAGGCAGUGAAGAACCUAAUGGCCCAAUUGCCCUGCGGUUGGCCCGAAUAUGGUAUCCCACCUCUAGCCCCUUAUACCAAUGCUGAUCUUCAGAUCCAUUUGGCUCAAUCUGUGGUCGAUUCUUUGCUGCAAUUCUUGCGUUUCCGUUUCGAUGGCUUGGAUGAAAUGGAGAUCAAGAAAUUGAAGGUCAGCUAUACGUUCAGCAAGAAGGUUCAAUUCAGUUUCAAUUUCAAGGAAUUGAAGGCUACCUCUCAUUUCUUGAACACCGAUACUUUCAUCGAUUUCCUUAAGCAAUUGGGUCUGUCUGUGCGUUAUGAGAGCUCUGGUCCAUUGUCCUUCAAGUUGGAGAAUCUCUCGAUUCAGGGUUCAUUCAAGUACAAGAUGCCCUUCAUCUUUGGUUCGAUUAAGAUCUAUAAAUUUGAAUGUAUUGUCGGUCUGGGUGGUGUCACUUCCAACAUUGGUGGCGUCAUGGGCAACGGUCGCAUCAAUGAGUUUAUCAAUGAUAUUAUUGACUACGAAGUGCCAGCCUUCAUUAAUGGUAAUCAGAAGACAAUUAGUGCUAAAAUUGAAGAGAUCUUUGUCCCGUUGGUGAAUUCAAAACUUAAGGGUCAUAAGGUUUGGUAUUUGUUUAGCCUAUUGGCCAGUUCGACCAGAACUUGUAAUCCAACUCCCGCUCCUUGGCUAGCCAUUGAUCCUGUUAAGCAGCAUUGAUUUACCAAACAACAAAAUGGAGUUUAAUAAUUGUCAAUAAAGCAAAACAUAUAAAUAAAUCUAUUUGACGAUCUAUAAAAA